GAGCCGGUCCCGGUGUGUGCACGGGAGCGCCUCGCCAGCGGUCCGCAGAGCUGGAGACCCACGCCGUGGAGAGGACCAGCCUCAGGUCGCCCCGCCUGGGCCCGCGCCCCGACGUCGCUGCCCCCGCCUCGCCUCUCUGCCCGUGGCGCUUACCGCCGCCUUGGCCUCGGGGGCAGGGCAUGGGCGGCCCCCGCUAGAUCGCCCAGCGCCUGUACAAACUGCCCUUGCUCUGGCCUUCGAACCCGAAGCCUCUUCUGCGCGCACAACCUAGGUAGUAAUCCUAAACCAGCGGGCACCACAGAGCAGCUGCAGCCACCCCAACCCAAGGGUCACUUCCGGACCCCUCGACCGCCCGGCACCAGCGCGCAAGGGACCCUUCAAUCGGCGACCAGAGUCCAGUCCCGGUCGCGAGGCCACCGCCGCUGCCCGCCUCGAGCUGCACCACGCGGGCUGAGCCGUCGGCUGGCGGGUCACUCCCGAGCCUCUGUCUGCACCGCGCCAGCCCCAGACGACGGACGCCAAGCCUCCAGCGCGCGCCAGCCUGGGCCGCUGGGCUCUCGGGGCCAGCCCGCGACGAUCCCCUGAGCUCUUCGCAGAGGGGCCGAGCGUCCGUUCCGGGGACGCCAGGCCCGCCCCCGCCCCCCGACAGCCGCGGGGAUCCAGAGCCCGGGGGUGCGGGACGGCCACGCCAUGACUGCCGAGAGCGGGCCGCCGCCGCCGCAGCCGGAGGUGCUGGCUGCGGUGAAGGAAGAGCGCGGCGAGACGGCAGCAGGGGCCGGGGUCCCAGGGGAGGCCGCGGGCCGCGGGGCGGGCGGGCGGCGCCGCAAGCGCCCCCUGCAGCGCGGGAAGCCGCCCUACAGCUACAUCGCUCUCAUCGCCAUGGCCAUCGCGCACGCGCCCGAGCGCCGUCUCACCCUGGGCGGCAUCUACAAGUUCAUCACCGAGCGCUUCCCCUUCUACCGCGACAACCCCAAAAAGUGGCAGAACAGCAUCCGCCACAACCUCACACUCAACGACUGCUUCCUCAAGAUCCCGCGCGAGGCCGGCCGCCCGGGUAAGGGCAACUACUGGGCGCUCGACCCCAACGCGGAGGACAUGUUCGAGAGCGGCAGCUUCCUGCGCCGCCGCAAGCGCUUCAAGCGCUCGGACCUCUCCACCUACCCGGCUUACAUGCACGACGCUGCAGCCGCCGCAGCCGCCGCAGCCGCCGCCGCCGCCGCCAUCUUCCCCGGCGCGGUGCCCGCCGCGCGCCCCCCCUACCCGGGCGCCGUCUAUGCAGGCUACGCGCCGCCGUCGCUGGCCGCGCCGCCUCCAGUCUACUACCCCGCGGCGUCGCCCGGCCCUUGCCGCGUCUUCGGCCUGGUUCCUGAGCGGCCGCUCAGCCCAGAGCUGGGGCCCGCACCGUCGGGGCCCGGCGGCUCUUGCGCCUUUGCCUCCGCCGGCGCCCCCGCUACCACCACCGGCUACCAGCCCGCAGGCUGCACCGGGGCCCGGCCGGCCAACCCCUCGGCCUAUGCGGCUGCCUACGCGGGCCCCGACGGCGCGUACCCGCAGGGCGCCGGCAGUGCGAUUUUUGCCGCUGCUGGCCGUCUGGCGGGACCCGCUUCGCCCCCGGCGGGCGGCAGCAGUGGUGGCGUGGAGACCACGGUGGACUUCUACGGGCGCACGUCGCCCGGCCAGUUCGGAGCGCUGGGGCCCUGCUACAACCCUGGCGGGCAGCUCGGAGGGGCCAGUGCAGGCGCCUACCAUGCUCGCCAUGCUGCCGCCUAUCCCGGUGGGAUAGAUCGGUUCGUGUCCGCCAUGUGAGCCGAGCGUAGGGACGAAAACUCAGACACAUCGGCUGUUCACACGUUCCCCGCAACCUGAGAACAGGAAUGGAGAGAGGACUCAAUUGGGACCCAUGUGGAAAAGACCGAGCAGGCCACAGAGGCUCGGUCUCCUCGCGCACAGCGUAGGCAUCCGGUGUACUCUGUAAAUGGGAGGAGGUGGGGCGAGGCAGCCAGAGCCCUUGGACUGGCACAGGGACUCUCGAUGGAGCGAAGCCCCCAAAGGGGAUGCUUUCUGGCAUUCUUUUGGGGAGGGUCCUUGGCGGUGACCAGAGGGCAGCGUAGUGUCAACACCAGAGACCAGGAUCCAAAUUGUGGGGAAUCAGUUUCAGCCUUCCAUGUGCUGCCGGAAACUCGGGCCUUUUUACGCGGUUCGGCCUCUAGUGCCUUUAACUGCGUUACUACAAUAAAAGGCUCCGGCAGCGCCUUUCUCCUUAAAGUGAGGAGAACAAAUUUGCAAAAGAAAUAGCCUUUUCUUCUUCUUUAAAUUGGAGAAAUCUCUGCUCUGGUUGACCUGGGCUGGUUUUCCCUGUCUCUGAGAACUUGAGACCUAGCUCCGAGUUGAACUGUGCUUCAGCACUCCAGUCCUAUCACCUGAACCUUCAGUUUCCCCGAUCUGUUACAUGAGAGGGCUGCAGGACUCUAUCCACCGCCCCCGGGUUAUCAUUCAGGGCCCCAUCAUCUUGGAUGCUGCCCUGCGUAUUUGGCAGCAAUGGUGGGCCACCCAGGGCCUCUGAGUAGCCACCCAAAGCCUAGCCGCUGUUCUAGGGAACGGAAAAGAGUUCAUGGCCAAGCGUCUAACCUAAAGUCCCAGGAUUGGCUCCAGGCAGCAAUUAUAUCAUAACUUACUGAACUUUUGAGCAGGAUGUGCUGGUAAUUUCAUGGCUGUUACUGCCCAGUCAUAAAUCUGGUUUUCCAUUAUAAGGCAGUUAGAAAUACAUUCGUUCAUUUGUCCACUGUUUCUUGUCAUCACGCAGCCCUGGACCCAAUGGGUGAACUAAAGUUUAAGGAGAUGAGAGGACUCAGGGAGCCCGUUGGUGACACCUUUCAGUAGCUGGGGAGGGCUCUUCCAUCCCCAGCACCCCCUGCUACACCUCAGCAGUCUUCCCCAUGCAAAAAGGAAAGAGAAAAAUUAAGUUGGGGCAGUCAGUAAAGUGAGCUUUAGAAAGAAACUGGAAUUUUAAUUUCAUUUUGUAUCUUGCUUAAGUAGCAGGCUCACUAAAAUUAGAGAAAGUCCAAUAACUCUCCCCCUUUCCCUUGAGAAAUCUUUGAGUUUCGAUUCUGGAGCAAAAACUUUCAGCAUUAAAUAUUUCAGAGGCUCCAUUCACAGCUUUCAGGUAAACUGGAGUGUUCAGAUGGACUGUUUUAAUAAAAAUCUUUGAGCAAGUGAGUUAUGGCAAGAGAAACUCAGCCUCUUUCUGUAUAAACUUAAUAGGGAAGGGCUGGGGUGUGAAAAAGAAGAUUGUAUGAAAACAACUGGUAAUUUUUAUUUUUUAUUUUUGGGACUGCACUAUCCUGUUCAUGAAGACAUGUGAACUUGGUUCAGUCCAAAUGGGGAUUUGUAUAAAUCAGUGCUCUCCAUUAGAAAUAUGGUGCAAACCACAUAUGUAAUUUUAAAUUUUCUAGUAGCCACAUUAAUAAAGUAAAAAGAAACAGG
Pongo pygmaeus (Bornean orangutan) is the source of this 3483-nucleotide messenger RNA. RefSeq names its product forkhead box E1 (gene FOXE1). Gene Ontology annotation, molecular function: RNA polymerase II cis-regulatory region sequence-specific DNA binding; DNA-binding transcription factor activity, RNA polymerase II-specific. NCBI's taxonomy places the organism in Eukaryota, Metazoa, Chordata, Mammalia, Primates, Hominidae. Gene Ontology annotation, biological process: anatomical structure morphogenesis; regulation of transcription by RNA polymerase II; cell differentiation. The coding region runs from base 691 to 1806 and encodes 371 amino acids. The transcript has a single exon. The record is from RefSeq and is a predicted model, not a curated record.